CCGCACGUGCUCGAUGCCCCCGCAGUGCCCGCAGCGCUCCGCACGGACGGACGGCGGCCGCGGCGCUGGCAGGGGCAGAAGAGCCGCCCCAGAGCUGCCCUGAGCGGAGAUGUCAGGAGCCGAGGUUGGGCUCCCGGGACCGUUCCCCGAGGCCGCGGUCGGGCCGUGCCCCAUCUCGGACUCGGACUCGGACUCGGAGGACGUGGCUGCGGGCGGCGCGGGCGCCGGGGCCGGGCUGCAGCCGCCGUCCCAGGUCAUCCACAGCGGCCACUUCAUGGUGUCGUCCCCGCACAGCGACUCGCGGCCGCGCCGGCGCCACCGCCGAGCCCAGCCGCAGCUGCCCGACCCCCGCAGCUUCGACCCCAGCCUCAGCCGCCUGUUCGAGUGCAUGAGCCUGGAGUACAGUGGGAAACUGGUGUCUCCAAAGUGGAAGAAUUUCAAGGGGCUGCGGUUGCUUUGCCGGGAUAAGAUUCGACUCAACAACGCGAUCUGGAGAGCCUGGUACAUCCAGUAUGUGGAGCGGAGGAAGAACCCUGUGUGCAACUUCAUCACCCCCCUGGAGGGGUCAGAGGCUGAUGAACACCGAAAACCAGAGGCUGUUGUGCUGGAGGGCAACUACUGGAAGCGCCACAUCGAGGUGGUGAUGAGGGAAUACCACAAAUGGAGGAUCUACUACAAGAAGCGGCUCCGAAAGUCCACCCGGGAGGGAGAGCUCUCCAGUCCAAAGCGGGAUGAGGAUGACUGGAGGCAGAUGGAGAAAUGGUGCAACCAGCUCUUCUGCAAUGUGGUGCCCAUGCUGCUUGGGGAUGAGGAAGAGGAGCUGGGGGCUAGGCAGCACUUCGACUUGGACACCUUCCUCUCAGACAUCUCUGACACCCUCUUCACCAUGACACAGACACCCAGCGCCCACCAGACACUCCCUGAGGAUGCGUAUGUUGGGAACGCUGACAUGAUCCAGCCGGACCUGGCACCCCUGCAGCCCAGCCUGGAGGAGAUGGACAUCUCAGAUAUCUUCCCCGGGCACCGGCCGCUGCCGCCGCAGACGCAGCCGGGCUUCCAGGAGCCGCCCUGCUUCGUGCCCGCGGCCGAGCCGCUGUUCGCUGGCGGGGGGCCGGCGCUGGGUGCCCGGGAGCCCCCCGCCAGCCCCGCGGCCCCGCUGCUGCCCGGCUCCCUGCUGCAGGUGAGCGGGGUCCCGGCCCGCCCGCGGCCGCCGCCGCCCCGGCCGCCCGGCCUCACCCUGCCGUGUCUCCCGCAGCCCGGCGACGGCUCCCAGCUGCUCCACGGCGCCUUCCUGGGCCCCGAGCUGCCCGCGGGCCCCCUGCCCCCCGAGCCCCCCGCCGCGGCCGCCGGCGCCCUCAGCCCCCCGCUGCAGCACAAGCCGCUGCUGCAGUACGGGCUCCCCGGCAAGUUCCUGUGCCUGGAGCCGCCGGCACCGCGCUAUCCCCCGCUGGGCCCGGCCCCGGGGGCGCCGCUGCUCGGCCCGGAGCCCCCGUUCACCUCCUCCCGCGCCAAGUUUCCCUUCCCCGGCUCGCCCAGCCCCUCGCUCUUCGCCCACCCGGCCUCUCCCCUCUCAGCACCCCGCUUUGCCCACCAAGCCCCGGGGCUGGGCUAUGCCGCAGGCGUGGUACCGCUGGGGUACCCCAGCCCCGCUGCCCCCCAGCUCCUGCCCCCUGCCCUGCUGGGGCUGCCCCAGGGUGGGCACGGGCAGCUGAAGGCAAAGCAGGGAGGUGCCAAGGCGAAGAGGCUGCCGGGACCCCCACCGCCGACCCACCUGGAUGUGCCCAACCCCUGCCUGAGCCAGCUGCUGACCACAGCCAAGCAGGAGCCGGCCCCGGAUGCCCCGCUGAGCACAGGCCUCGUGCCCAUGUCCCCCGUCUCCCCGCAGAGUGCUGUCCCCGAAGUCCCUGCCACCUUCCUCAACAGGAUGGCCCAGCUGAGCCCAGGGCUGGCUCCUGGCUCCAGCCCUUCCCCCGCGGUGCCGGUGCCGGAGCCACUGCUUGUCCCCAAGGCGGAGCGGCUGUCCCCCACCUCAGUCUGUGGCAGUGACUGGACCAAGCCUGGUCAGGUUUCGCCAGGAUCCACCAUGGGCCUGGGCUCGGGCAUCACCCUGCAUCACCUCGUGUCCCGAAGGGGCCGGCCUGAGUCCAGCAAGAUGGAGAGCCGCCGCAUGACGCACAUCUCGGCCGAGCAGAAGAGACGCUUCAACAUCAAGCUGGGCUUCGACACGCUGCACAGCCUGGUGAGCACGCUGAGCGCCCAGCCCAGCAUCAAGGUCAGCAAGGCCACCACACUGCAGAAGACAGCCGAGUACAUCUGCAAGCUGCAGCAGGAGCGGGCAGCACUGCAGGACGAGGCGCAGCGCCUGCGCGAGCAGAUCGAGGAGCUCAACGGCUCCAUCAACCUGUGCCAGGAGCAGCUGCCAGCCACCGGCGUGCCCAUCACGCGCCAGCGCUUCGACCAGAUGCGCAGCAUGUUCGACGAGUACGUGCGCUCCUCCACGCUGCACAACUGGAAGUUCUGGAUCUUCAGCAUCAUCAUCCGGCCCCUCUUUGAGUCUUUCAAUGGCAUGGUGUCCACAGCCAGCAUGGAGAGCCUCACCCAGACAUCCCUGGCCUGGCUGGAACAGCACUGCUCCCUCCCAGCGCUUCGGCCGACCGUCCUGAGCUCCCUCCGGCAGCUGAGCAUUUCCACCUCCAUCCUGAGCGACCCGGCCUGCAUCCCCGAGCAGGCCACGCGGGCAGUGGCGGGCAUGGGCCGCUGCCCAGGCACCGGCUCCUCUUAGCUCCCCCAGAGGGGCUGUCACAGCCUUGUCAGGACCCUUGGUGCUGCUGGACGAGCUCCCACCGACACCAGCGAGGAGGCCACCACGGCCAGGCUGCUCUGGGAGAGCCACAAUCUCAGGGAGAGCCACCAGCUCAGGGAGACCCUGCCCACACAGCGGCUGGGGCUGCAGCCACCCCCCCUGGCCCUGCCCCCCUGGCCCUGCCAGACCUCAGGAGCCCUGUCCCCCAUGGGCCAGGAGGCCUGGGCACAGGGAACUGCUGGGCAGGGGUACUCAGCCACGUUGCCUGAUAA
This is a messenger RNA of Colius striatus (speckled mousebird), 3075 nucleotides long. It is a transcript of the gene MLXIPL, whose product is annotated as MLX interacting protein like. The record is from RefSeq and is a predicted model, not a curated record. Gene Ontology annotation, biological process: regulation of transcription by RNA polymerase II. Gene Ontology annotation, cellular component: nucleus. NCBI's taxonomy places the organism in Eukaryota, Metazoa, Chordata, Aves, Coliiformes, Coliidae. Gene Ontology annotation, molecular function: DNA-binding transcription factor activity, RNA polymerase II-specific; RNA polymerase II cis-regulatory region sequence-specific DNA binding; protein dimerization activity.